GCGGGGCCGUGGCAGCAGGCCUGCCAUGGCGGGGGGGUGGCGGCAGCGGAGAGCCGGGGCGCUGCUCCGCGCUGGGCUGGCCGCGCUCCUCUGUGCCCUCCAUGUGCAGGCUGCUUGUCAGGAUGUGACGAUCACGCAGGAGCUGCUGAAAGAGGGGUUUCACAGGGACCUGCUGCUGAAGGUAGAACUUGGUGUAGUGGGGAAGGAUACAGGAGGAUGCACUGUGGCAGCUAGAACUCAUCUUCCACCAGGAAUUUAUGUGGAUCCCUAUGAGCUGGCAUCACUGCAGCAGCAGAAUUUAACAAAGGCAGUAUUACUUCCUGAUGUCAUUGAUGUGGAGGCUCCUGAGUACUUAGCCACAGAUGUUCUUGUUCUCCUGUACAUGGAAGCAGACCCUGGUUGCUCCAGCUGUUUUAGAGCUGCCUUGCCCGUGCACGGGCGGUACCAUCAGCCUGCAGAAGACAGCGAGAAAGCGUUGGUUGUUCUGAAGAACCCAGAAGUACUGGUCUGCUGCUGUGACAGUGGUCUGUCAGCAGAGUGUUGGAAGCCUGCUGAAGUGGAAGCUCCCUGUUCAGGCAAAACCAGUGGUUCAUGCCAGUGGUACAGCAUACCACACAAACCUGUAUAUGAGGAAUCAAUUCUGGAGGUUCCAGUGGGGCUUAGGCAGCACAGUUCCUUAGUGUGUGUCGUGACUCUUCUUGUCACAGUGCUCUGCUCCAGCCUGAUUGUUGCAGCUGUAUGCAAAUAUGGACACUUCUCCUUGAUGAGUCCCUGAAUGGAAUGUCUGACCUCCAUCCAGCAAAAUGAACUGACAAUUAUAUCACCUUCCUAAAUGACUUCUAUUCUACUCUUAUUUAUAUCUUAAUAACAUGCAAGGGUCCCAUAGUGGCCUAAUUCUUACAAAGACCUUUCACACAGCACAAGACUGUUUCUGUGUGCUGUCAGUAGACAAAGCAGAUGGAGGGUUGGAAUAGCACUGCAAAAAGCUGGAAGGGCUGCUCCAGUCUCUAUGCCCAUUGCCACCCCCUGGCCCAGAGCUGCUUUAACUACAGUGUUGCCUCUUGCAGAAGUGUUUGUAUUUCUUGAAUUUAAACCAAUAGACUCAGGGAUUGGUUAUUAAGGGUAUGAAAAACAUUAGGUAGUCAUUAAAGUUUCUGAAUUUUAAGUUUGCUGUCCCAGAAGGGUUAUGUAUGAAUUUGUGAAGCAAUGUUCUGUGUUUGCUUGGGACAGGAGAAGGCUUAAAUAACCUCUCCCAUUCUAGCUGGGAGAGAUUAGCUGCUCUUUGUCAAAUUAGAGUUAAAAGAGUUUAGAAAAUUUGAAGUAAAUUUAACUGUAUUUCAGAAGCAGGAAAGGGAAUAUUUUGAAGACUUGCAUUCAGCCAUCAGAACUGUUGACAAAUGCAAGGAAAUGGAGAGGAAAUUACUUCAUGGAAAACCUGAGUUGCUCUGACUUGACACAACAGCUCAGCUGCUGUUUCUAAGUGUCAGUAGGUGGCAUUGUAAGCUUAUGGUAAUUCCGGGGACUGUCGGUGAAAGAAACAGAUUUUACUGCCCAUAAGCCGAGACUUAGUAAAAGGAGAUGAUUCAGGGAGUGUGUGUGUGGGGGGGAAUCCAUGAGAAUUUUCAUUUUUACAUUCUGUUUGAGUGUUCUUUAUGCAGCCAAGGCUUCUAAUCAGCAAAAAUGUCCUUUCAUGGCUGUCUAGCUCUAGCUUCAGAAUCCCUCAGACAUCUCUUUCUGCUCUAAUUCAAUAGAGAGCUCGUCUUGUGACUUCACCCAUGACAGGUUGGCAAGUGCUCUGACACUGGGCUCUUGUUUUCAUGUGGCUGCACCAGUACUUCACCCACUACCACAGAGGAGUCAUGCACUGCAUGUGCUUGGGGGAAGGGAGGACUUACAGGAAAGGACUUUGAGGAGAUUUGGUGGCCUGUUUAACCGUACUGGGGCAGCAAGGCUGCAGUCCAGUGUUGUAACACUCAUCUCUGAGUGGGAUUCUUAAUUCCCAGUGCUGAGUUUGUUCCUCUGCUCUGUCUUGCACAGGUGAGUAACUAUGUUGCAGUCUGACCCUUGGAAUCCAGCAUUGUAGACUGCCACACAGCUCUGGCAGGUCUUUAUCACCUGAAAGUUUUUUUAACAUCAGGUAAUGCCAGUUGACAAAUCACAGGUUGAAUUCCUUAGCUAAAGCAGGCUGCCUGAGAUCACUGCCUAGAGAAGGGAAUUGGAGAUGCUCUUUGGACAAAUGAGAUAAAAUCCUGUGAGGGGCAAAAAUAUGUACGUGGAGGAUUUGGAAAUCAGGGCAAGUGAGGCUAUGAGAAUGGAAACCCACAUCAGUGGUAUGGUGUUAUAGGAGAAACUGAGUCAGGAGAGGCUUGAAUUAGAAGGGGGUUAGCACUGUCAGUACUAUGCAAAUAGUUGAUGUCAAGCACUAAUUGCUUUGGUUGGCACAAAGUUUGCUAAGUGCAUCUAAAAUUUAUCAUCACACUGAUGAGUUUUUCAGAUGAAGGUGAGUAACAGUGGUUGUGGAUAAUGGGAAAGAAUGAGAGAGAUCACAACUCAGCAGACCAUUUGGUUACAGUAACUAGCAAAUAUGUGCUGGGUUUCAAUCCAAGUGUUUAAUACAGUAGAGAAGUUUUUCUUUUCAAGCUGUAAAUAAAUCUAAUAACCUUUGUA
Pogoniulus pusillus (Red-fronted tinkerbird) is the source of this 2667-nucleotide messenger RNA. It is a transcript of the gene PIGX, whose product is annotated as phosphatidylinositol glycan anchor biosynthesis class X. Bases 26 to 775 code for a protein of 249 amino acids. Gene Ontology annotation, cellular component: endoplasmic reticulum membrane. The record is from RefSeq and is a predicted model, not a curated record. The transcript is spliced from 6 exons. Lineage: Eukaryota; Metazoa; Chordata; Aves; Piciformes; Lybiidae. Gene Ontology annotation, biological process: GPI anchor biosynthetic process.